AUGUUCCGGCAGUUAUUCAAGCCUCUUGGCGUCUUCAACUCUACACUUGCCCGUUCCGUUCUCACAAUAUGCAUCUCUCAGAUGGCUUACGGGUUCGACAACCAAGGUUUCUCUGGGAUCCAAUCCAUGGAUGCCUUUGAGCGGCAAUUUGGCAAAUGGGAUCCCAAAACCAAGGCCUACGUUCUCCCCACGACAUGGCUGUCCAUGUUUAAUUCCUUUGGCUUCAUUGGGCUCUUUGUGGGUGUGUAUAUAGGUAGCAUGGUGAGUGAGCGUUACGGCCGCCGAUGGUGCAUGUUCUCGAUGAGCUGCUGGGCCCUCGUAACGGCUACCAUCACCAUCACAUCGAGGAGCUCUAGCCAGAUUAUGGUGGGCAGGGUGCUCAACUACCUGUUUAUGGGAAUGGAGCUGUCCGUUGUGCCUGUGUUCCAGGCAGAGAUCACCCCCAAAACUGCGAGAGGAUUUGUCGUAGGAACUUACCAGCUUUCCCCAACGAUUGGCGGCCUUGUGGUCAACGCGGUUUGCUAUGCGACGCAGUAUCGGAAAGACAAUUCCCAAUUCCUGAUCCCGUUCGGGUUAUUCUAUAUCAUCCCAAGCUUCAUUAUCUGCAGUAUUUGGUUCAUCCCAGAGUCUCCGCGCUGGCUAGUCUCAAAGGACCGCCACGAAGAGGCUCUCAUUGAAUUGACUCGCCUUCGAACGAAGCGCUUCACACCUGAAGAAAUCGACGAAGAGCUACAGGACACCAUCCUUGGCUUCCAGCUCGAGCGCGAUGCCCAAAAGGGUUCACUCCAGGAAAUAUUCGCAGGGACAAACCUGCGCCGCACCCUCAUUGUCUUCGCCGUGAAUUUCUUCCUCCAGGCCACGGGCCAGGUGUUUACCUCCAAGUACGGCGCUAUCUUUAUCAAGAGCCUAGGGACGAUCAACCAGUUCAAGAUGUCCAUGAUCAGCGCCGUGAUCAAUUUUUUCGUCUCCCUCGGCUCCAUGUGCAUUGUUGACACAGUAGGUCGCCCGAGGAUGCUGGUAAGUGGCGGCAUCGUCCAAGCCGCAGCACUCAUGACGAUGGGUGGGCUCGGAACCGUGUCCAACGCAUCGUACGAGGUCAGAUCGGCCAUUGUAGCCAUGAUGGUUCUGUACGGGACUUCUUUUACCUUUGGGUGGGCACCACUCGUCCACACUCUGUCGACCGAGCUCCCCAGUGCGCGGCUCCGCGACGUGACAUAUCGAUGUGGCGCUCUCGUCAAUGUUGCCACAACCUUCGUCGUUUCAUUCACCCUGCCAUACCUCCUGAACGCAGGAUACGCGAACCUCCAGUCCAAAGUUGGGUUCGUAUACGGCAGUUUUGCUGUCUUGUCGGUCAUCUUUGCGUUCUUUUUUGUUCCCGACUGUCGGGGCCGCUCGUUGGAGGAAGUUAACAGGCUAUUCGAGGCGAAUGUCCCUGCUCGGAAGUUUCAGUCGGCGAAUAUCGCUGAUAUUGAGCCGGUUGAGGAGACGUCAACAACCACAAAGAGCGAUCGCACGCAGACGCGACUUGUGUGA
Aspergillus versicolor CBS 583.65 is the source of this 1533-nucleotide messenger RNA. RefSeq lists its product as uncharacterized. Lineage: Eukaryota; Fungi; Ascomycota; Eurotiomycetes; Eurotiales; Aspergillaceae. Gene Ontology annotation, molecular function: carbohydrate:proton symporter activity. Gene Ontology annotation, biological process: transmembrane transport; carbohydrate transport. The transcript is spliced from 5 exons. Gene Ontology annotation, cellular component: membrane. The record is from RefSeq and is a predicted model, not a curated record. The coding region runs from base 1 to 1533 and encodes 510 amino acids.